Monoraphidium neglectum is the source of this 458-nucleotide messenger RNA. RefSeq lists its product as hypothetical. Lineage: Eukaryota; Viridiplantae; Chlorophyta; Chlorophyceae; Sphaeropleales; Selenastraceae. The transcript has a single exon. The annotation marks the transcript as partial. The record is from RefSeq and is a predicted model, not a curated record.
AUGCGGCGUUGCCGCUGCGCCCCCGUCCACGAACGCGCCGCCGCCGCCGCCGCCGCCGCCGCCGCCGCCCCGGGCGCAUGGGGCCCCGCCCCCGUGAGCGCCCGCGGAUCGCGUCAUGCGCGCGCUCCGGCGCCGCAGCCCUUGCGAGCAGGCGCAGACGCCCAGGCGUUUGAAUCGCUCCUGGCCGGCGCCGGCGACGACGACAACCGCCGCCCAUCAGCGCGGCCCGGCGCGCCAGCCGCAGCCGUGGGCAUCGGUUCCCAAUCCAAACCCGCUGACGAGGCGGAGGACGAGGAAACCAGCAGCCUGCUGCCGCCCGUGCUGCCGCUGCACCGCGGCGCCGAGCGCUUCGCUUGGGCGGCGCCGGACGGCACGCUGUUGGAGGUCAUCCGGCGGCAGGGUGUCCCGCAGGGCGACGACGCGGCCGCCGGCGGCCCCGGUGCCGUCGCCGUUGAGAG